AUCUCAAAGCUUGUAAAGGCUGACAUCAACGGCAAAGAUAAGGAAAUCUACUCAAUUAAACUGCCUGGGAAUCCUAAACUUGGUGAAGGAAAACCGGAAAAUCAAAAUCAUGCAAUUAUCUUUACACGUGGAAAUGCAGUGCAAACAAUUGACAUGAAUCAGGAUAACUAUUUUGAAGAGGCUCUGAAGGUGAGAAAUCUUCUUGAGGAGUUCUUCCUUAAUCAUGGCAUUCAUCCCGCUACAAUUCUUGGUGUUAGGGAGCAUGUGUUUACUGGCAGUGUUUCUUCGUUGGCAUCCUUCAUGUCUAACCAAGAAGCAAGCUUUGUGACUAUGGGCCAGCGUGUUCUGGCAAAUCCUUUGAAAGUUCGUAUGCACUAUGGACAUCCAGAUGUCUUUGACAGAAUUUUCCAUAUUACUCGAGGUGGUAUCAGCAAAGCCUCGCGUGUGAUUAAUAUCAGUGAAGACAUCUAUGCAGGGUUUGGUUCAACUCUACGGCAGGGAAAUAUUACUCACCAUGAAUAUAUUCAGGUCGGCAAGGGACGAGAUGUCGGACUCAACCAGAUUGCAUUAUUUGAAGGCAAAGUUGCUGGUGGUAAUGGUGAACAAGUUCUCAGUAGAGAUGUUUACAGGCUCGGCCAGCUCUUUGAUUUCUUUAGAAUGUUAUCGUUCUACUUUACAACUGUCGGAUACUACUUCUGCACAAUGUUGACAGUGCUUAGUGUUUAUGCUUUUCUCUAUGGCAAGGCAUAUCUGGCGUUAUCUGGUGUUGGUGCCACUAUUGAGGAUAGAGCUAAUAUAUCAGACAAUGAUGCACUCAGUGCUGCUCUCAAUGCACAAUUUCUUUUUCAGAUUGGUGUCUUUACAGCGGUUCCUAUGAUUCUGGGUUUCAUUCUGGAACAAGGUUUCCUAAGGGCUGUUGUUAGUUUUGUCACUAUGCAGUUUCAGCUUUGCACUGUCUUCUUCACAUUCUCCCUGGGCACUAGGACACAUUACUUCGGUCGGACUAUCCUCCAUGGUGGUGCAAAAUAUCAUGCAACCGGUAGGGGGUUUGUCGUUAAACACAUCAAGUUUACUGAGAAUUACAGGCUUUACUCCCGCAGUCAUUUCGUAAAGGGCAUGGAAAUUGUGCUUCUGUUGGUGGUUUAUGCUGCUUAUGGCUACAAUGAUGGUGCUUUAUCCUACAUACUUCUCACUGUUAGCAGUUGGUUCUUAGCUGUUUCUUGGCUUUUUGCUCCAUAUUUGUUUAAUCCAGCGGGAUUUGAAUGGCAGAAGACAGUGGAGGACUUCCGUGACUGGACCAACUGGCUCCUUUAUAGAGGUGGAAUUGGUGUUAAAGGGGAAGAAAGUUGGGAAGCCUGGUGGGAUGAGGAACUGGCUCAUAUUCGAACCUUUGGAGGGAGGGUGAUGGAGACCAUUCUUAGCUUACGAUUUUUUAUAUUCCAAUAUGGCAUUGUCUACAAGUUAGAUGUUCAGGGAACAAAUACAUCUUUAACGGUGUAUGGUUUUUCAUGGAUUGCAUUUGCUGUCAUCUUAGUCCUCUUCAAGGUGUUCACUUUCAGCCAGAAAAUUUCAGUUAAUUUUCAGUUGCUGCUGCGUUUCGUCCAAGGCUUAUCGUUUUUGCUUGCCGUUGCUGGUUUAGCAGCCGCGAUUGUAGUUACUGAUCUUACUGUCACGGAUGUUUUCGCAUGCAUCUUAGCAUUCAUACCCACUGGCUGGGGAAUUCUCUCGAUUGCUACAGCAUGGAAGCCUCUAAUCAAGAAAAUGGGGAUGUGGAAGUCUUUCCGUUCAGUUGCUCGUUUGUACGAUGCUGGUAUGGGGAUGCUCAUCUUCAUCCCAAUUGCACUGUUUUCUUGGUUCCCCUUCAUUUCAACAUUUCAAACCCGGCUUAUGUUCAACCAAGCGUUCAGUCGAGGGCUGGAGAUAUCUCUCAUCCUUGCUGGAAACAAUCCGAACACUGGUUUAUAAUAUCUCAUAUUCCUCUGAUCUUGUACAGAGGAGUAGUUCAUAUUGUUGUAUCACUUUUAGGAGUUUUUGUUAGAGUAAGUUAUUAUUGAGCUGCGUCUUUUGUUCAUUUACAUACGUUGUAAAUUUAUUGUGUAUAGUUUUCAGAUAUGUUUAGCUAUACCAGAUGAAUGAUAUACAUUAGAUAAUGGUCUAGGAUUUUGUCAUUGACUAUUUUUGGCAUACCAUUAUAAAAUGAGUAGCAGAACUUUUUUCCA
Nicotiana tabacum (common tobacco) is the source of this 2219-nucleotide messenger RNA. Lineage: Eukaryota; Viridiplantae; Streptophyta; Magnoliopsida; Solanales; Solanaceae. The record is from RefSeq and is a predicted model, not a curated record.